Molecule: messenger RNA, 1479 nt
Organism: Aspergillus pseudonomiae
Lineage: Eukaryota; Fungi; Ascomycota; Eurotiomycetes; Eurotiales; Aspergillaceae
Product: tRNA maturation protein LHP1
Exons: 3
Coding region: 191-1330 (379 amino acids)
Biological process (GO): RNA processing
Cellular component (GO): nucleus
Molecular function (GO): mRNA binding
Source: RefSeq, a predicted model, not a curated record
UUUCUCACAUCGGAGAUAAGAACGAUAUUUGCUUGCAAGUAUCUCAUUCUUUAAGGGUCUAACUUUGCGCUCAGGUUACCAGACUUGCUUGCGUAUAUCCUAGGAGUCGCGCAUUUGACUGUAUCACUUUUUUUUUUUCCCGUUGACCCCUCAUCUCCCUUGUCGCACGACAAAAACAUACACAUUCGCCAUGUCUGCCGAACAGAAUGUCGCCAACACCGAGGCCGAGAAGGAUGUCCAGAACGUCCUGGCCGAAUUGAAGGGUGAAGCCGAGGCCAACGGCGCCGAGAAGAAGGAGGCCUCCGCCGAAGACACAGAGGAAGCCCGCAUCGUCGCGGCCGCCGCCCAGCUGGGUGAGAAGUCCGCGAAGGCUGAGGAGGACAAGGAGCGCGAGAACCGCGGCCGUGGACCCCGUCGCAACAACGCCAAGUUCGACCCUUCCUCUCAGAAGGAGACCGACGACCCCGUCGAGAUCCGCAAGCAGGUUGAGUUCUACUUCUCCGACUCCAACCUCCCCAUGGACAAGUUCCUGCUCUCCAAGGUCGGUGGUAGCCAGAACCGCGCUGUUCCUUUGGAACUCCUGCACUCUUUCAAGCGCAUGCGUCGCUUCCAGCCUUUCAGCGCGAUUGUUGAGGCGCUGAAGACUUCCGAGGUCCUGGACCUGGUUGACAAUGAGACUGCCGUCCGCCGCAAGACUCCUCUCCCCGAGAACGUUAAAGAGACCCAUGACCCCAAUGUUGUUAAGGUGUUCGAGGAUAAGGCUAUGGACCGCAGUGUCUACGCUAAGGGAUUCGGUGAGGAGGGCCCCACCACCCAGCUGGAGAUUGAGGAGUUCUUCGCCCCCCACGGCCCCGUCAACGCCAUCCGUCUCCGUCGUGCCAACGACAAGACCUUCAAGGGUAGCGUCUUCGUUGAGUUCGAGUCCGAGGAGAAGCAGAAGGCGUUCCUCGCCCUGGCGCCCAAGCCCCAGUGGAAGGGCCAGGAUCUGAUCAUCAAGAGCAAGAGGGAGUACUGUGACGAGAAGGUGCGCGACAUUGAGGCCGGCCGCAUCAAGCCCAGCGGUCACCGCCCCCGCGGCCGUGGUGGUUUCCGGGGCCGUGGCCGUGGCCGCCAGAGCGACAACCGUGACUGGAGGGAGCGUCGCGCCGAGGACCAGAAGCGCGGUUUCAACGGUGACAAGAAGGACGAGCCCAAGGAGCCUCGCGAGAUCCAGAAGGACGCUCGCGGCGUCCCCGUCGUACAGAGCACCGCCGACGCUGGCCAGAAGCGCGCCCGCGAGGACGAAGCCAACGGCGACCACCCGGCCAAGAAGGUCGACGCAAAGGAGUAAUGAUAUGCGACUGAACUGUGUUUUUUUCAAUAGAGACUGUUUCACAUUGAUGGGAUGUAAAGCAUAAGUAUCAUACUGACUUGGCUGGGCUUUUAUUUUUUUUUAUUUUUUUUUUUCUUUCAGUUUUGCUGGCACUUGGAAUUUAAAAA